AUGGCAGUCAGGCGCACCCUCGCCCUCGCAGCGCGCCCACUCGCCUGCUCUCGCUCGUCGUCCUCAUCGCCUGCGCUCGCCUCUCACCCCUCCGUGCGACGCCGCCCCUUCUCCUGUACCCCCACGACCCACUUCCAGCAAGGCUGGGACACCUUUGACGACGAAUCCGCCUUUGCGCCCGCCACCACCCUCCCCGCUCCCUCCGUCGACCCCUCUGCCGCCCCCUUCGUGCGGCACCACCUCGAGCGACGCCCGACCCCGCCCUCGAGGCGCGUCCCGACCCCCGCCUCGCGCGAGUUCAAGCAGCGAAACGCAGACCGCUUCGUCGACGAGGAACCGGCCCUCCCUCGGCAGGGCACCGAGUCGACCUGGCGCGACUUGCACCCGCAGCACUUGCACGACUUGAGGUUGCAGAUCCUGAGACGAGGGGCGCGCACGCCGACGGAUGCGGAUCUCGACGCGGCGUACAAGGGUUGGUUGAAGCGCGCCUACAAGGAGCGCGAGUCGGGGAUCUUGCAGGAGAUGAAGGAGAUUCAGAAGGAGGACAAGCGGAGGGAGCAGCUCGACUUGGCGUGGGAGUGGGAGAGGCAGGUCGCUGUCAAGGCGGGGAUUGCGAGGACCGAGGAGGAGCAGAUCAAGGACAAGCGGGUGCUCGAGCGCCUCGAGGCGAGGAGGGAGGAGCACAUCCGUGCCCAGGAGGAGAUGCGCGCCGAGGAAGAACGGCGACUCGAAGCGGGCCUGCCGCCCCUCUUCCCCGUCGACGAACCCCAACCGGACGAGCCGGAAUGGAAGAAGCGCGUCCGGGCGAACAAGCUCAAGUUCCAGACGGGCUGGGCGCCCCCGAAGCGCAUCUCGCGCGAAGCGAUGGACCUCGUUCGGGUGUUGCACAAGUCGGACCCGGAGACGUACUCGACACCGAACCUGGCGAGCAAGUUCCGCAUCAGUCCCGAGGCGAUCCGGCGCAUCCUCCGCAGCAAGUUCGAGUUGUCGGAUGAGGAGCGCGUGAGGCGCGAGCGCAAGAGGCAGGAGGAGAAGCGGGCAGAGACGGCGCGGCGGCACAUGGAGGACCGCCAAGGUGGUUCGACUUCUCCACCCGUACAGACGUGGGGCGGAGACCGCGCAGCCGAGCGAGCAGAGUUGCAAGCAAUCAGGGACGUCACGGCCGCCGACGCAUUCUACGACUCGAACGGCCAGCCUUGGAACCGCCGCGAUCCGAGGAUGGCGUCGUGGAGGGACGGGCGGUCGUCGAGGUUUGGCGGUGGCGGCGGCUCGCGCAGUCGGGACGACGGUGCGCGGUCGUACGCGCCUCGGACGGACUCGCGCUCGUCGCACGGCGGCGACUCCCGACCUCCCUUCUCUCGCGACUCUCGGCCGCCCUUCUCCCGCGACCGCCCCUCCUCCUCCUCCAACCGCGGCGACUCUCGCCCAGCAUAUGCGCCACGAGAGUCAGCUCCUCGCUCGUCCUCGUCUGAAGGGCGGUAG
This is a messenger RNA of Rhodotorula toruloides NP11, 1482 nucleotides long. Its product is annotated as Neugrin-related protein. NCBI's taxonomy places the organism in Eukaryota, Fungi, Basidiomycota, Microbotryomycetes, Sporidiobolales, Sporidiobolaceae. The record is from RefSeq and is a predicted model, not a curated record. Bases 1 to 1482 code for a protein of 493 amino acids. Gene Ontology annotation, cellular component: nucleus. The transcript has a single exon.